AUGGGCAUGCAGGCACCUUUCCCAUCGUCAUCCUCAUCCACGGCUUCGGUGGACAUGAUCACCUACACGCCUCCAGCGGAGGUCAGCCAACUGCGCUCCGAACUUGCCCAGCUGGUCCCUGCUUUUGAGAGCGUGACGACCCUAGCGGGGGAGUCAAAGCUGCGGAAGGGUCCGCUCGGCCAGUCCAUCGAUGGAGUAUUGCUGUGUGUCCUGCAACUGGGAACGUACAUUGGACACGGCGAACUAUAUCCAGACGACUGGGCAACCGGAUCGAACAGUGUCCUGACUGGCCUAGGGAUUGGCCUUCUAGUCUCCACAGCGGUUUCUGUCUCCACCUCCUUGGAAGAUUUGGUUCCUGCUGGGGCUGCCGUGUUGCGCAUUGCGUUCCGUCUUGGGGUGUAUGUGAGCGAUGUUUCACAGAGCCUGGAAGCCCUCGAUCCGGACAGUUCCGAUUCCUGGGCGUAUGUCGUGCAUGGGUUGACUGUGGAGGAAGCGCAGAAAGAGCUGGACGAGAUCCAAGCCAUGUUAGGCACUUCAGCAGCGAGCAAGGUCUUUAUCAGUGCCAUCAGCGAGACCUCUGUCACCGUCCGCGGGCCUCCGUUCCGAUUAAAAGCCUUGUUCCGCCACCAUGCCUCAUUUUUACAUCGAAAAUUCGCCCAACUGCCGGUGCUUGGAGGCUUGUGUGGUUCCAGUGUCUAUCCGAAAUUCAGCAACAUGCCGGUGGUAGACCCGGGAGUCGUAAACUGGCCGGCCGAGCUUGCGAGCGGCGGCGCCAGAGACGCCCACAAGGUGGUGUUCCCAGCCAGAAGCUGA
Molecule: messenger RNA, 813 nt
Organism: Aspergillus saccharolyticus JOP 1030-1
Lineage: Eukaryota; Fungi; Ascomycota; Eurotiomycetes; Eurotiales; Aspergillaceae
Exons: 3
Coding region: 1-813 (270 amino acids)
Molecular function (GO): transferase activity
Source: RefSeq, a predicted model, not a curated record